Messenger RNA from Sclerotinia borealis F-4128, 1356 nucleotides. The record is from the annotation of a GenBank genome assembly. Lineage: Eukaryota; Fungi; Ascomycota; Leotiomycetes; Helotiales; Sclerotiniaceae.
AUGGGUUUCAAAAUUGUUUUCUUCGCUGUCGCUGCUGUAGCGCCAACUGUAUACGCUCAAGGCGGGGCGUAUGCACAAUGUGGUGGUCAAGGUUGGAGUGGCGCAACAACAUGUGUUUCGGGUUACACAUGUACUUAUGGCAAUGCCUUCUAUUCUCAAUGUCUACCAGGCUCUGCGAUUUCGACACCAGUGACAACCACUCCGACAACAAUCAUCACAUCCACCACGAAAGUUACCACAACCACAGGUGGUAGCGCGACUACAACAGCAGCUGUUGCGGGUAAUCCAUUUGCAGGAAAAGCACUUUACGCCAACCCAUAUUAUGCUUCUGAGAUCUCUGCGACUGCCAUCCCUUCACUCACAGGAGCCAUGGCAACUAAAGCUGCUUCGGUAGCAAAAGUCCCGACCUUUGUUUGGCUUGACACCGCAGCCAAAGUGCCAGUGAUGGCGACAUAUCUUGCCAAUAUUCGGGCCUUGAAUAAAGCAGGGGCAAACCCACCUGUUGCCGGUACUUUCGUGGUCUACGAUUUGCCUGAUAGAGAUUGUGCAGCAGCUGCUUCGAAUGGAGAAUAUAGCAUUGCGAACAAUGGACUAGUGCAUUACAAAGCCUACAUCGACUCAAUCGUUGCUAUCCUCAAGACUUAUUCUGACGUUAGCGUUAUUCUGGUCAUCGAGCCGGACUCGUUGGCCAAUCUGGUUACCAAUCUUUCUGUUGCGAAAUGUGCCAAUGCACAGGCAACCUAUCUACAAGGUACCGAGUAUGCCAUCGCACAAUUGAAUCUGCCAAAUGUCUCUAUGUACUUGGAUGCUGGACAUGCUGGCUGGCUAGGAUGGUCGGCCAAUAUCACUCCGGCUGCAGCACUUUUUGGCCAGGUCUACAAAGCAGCAGGAAGUCCAUCUUCGGUUAGAGGUCUAGCUACCAAUGUCGCCAACUACAAUGCGUGGACGAGCUCUAGUUGCCCUUCCUACACCUCCGGCGACUCUAAUUGCAACGAGAAAUUGUAUAUUAAUGCUAUCGCUCCACUUUUGACGGCACAAGGUUUCCCAGCUCACUUCAUCACCGACACCAGUCGCAAUGGUGUUCAGCCUACAGCUCAAUUAGCUUGGGGAGAUUGGUGCAACCUCAGUGGCACCGGAUUUGGCGUUCGACCUACCACCAACACCGGAGAUGCCUUGGAGGAUGCUUUUGUUUGGAUCAAGCCAGGUGGAGAAUGCGAUGGUACUUCCAACACCAGCGCAGCUCGAUAUGAUUUCCAUUGCGGCCUAGCAGAUGCACUCCAACCAGCUCCAGAAGCUGGUACUUGGUUCCAAGCCUACUUUGCCCAAUUGCUCACCAAUGCCAACCCAAGUUUCUAA